Messenger RNA from Ectocarpus sp. CCAP 1310/34, 2723 nucleotides. NCBI's taxonomy places the organism in Eukaryota, Phaeophyceae, Ectocarpales, Ectocarpaceae. The record is from the annotation of a GenBank genome assembly.
AUGCUUCGCGCGGCCGCGCAGGGUGCGAUUAGUGCUGUUGGGCCAAGAUCUUUUCGAAAUGCAGGGGUUAUAGCAGCAGCUAGGGCCUGGGCGCGGGAUUUUGGUGCCAAAGCACGAGCGGGUUCCGUGGGAGGAUCGGGGCAUCAUCAUCAUGUCGUCGGCAGGCAGCAGCAGCAGCACCAGCAGCACCAGCAGCAGCGAUGGGUGACCAACAGCGGUAGGAGCCAUGGCUGGGCGCGUGCGACGGGAACACCCGCGCGGGAAGGCGACGAAGAUGUCUUGGCCACACGACCGGGUCUAGAGCGUCACGGUACCCCGGCGGCGAUGCUUGCGACUCGACUGAGGGGAAUGUUCCCCGGCAACGGCAACGGACCUUGGUGGCUAGCGGUGCACCUGCUGGAGAAAGGCCGGCAGAACGGCAUCAAGGAUGUUAAAGUCUACAACAUCAUGAUAGCCACGGACGAGCAUAUGACGGAGGACAAGCUGAAGGAGAUGAAGCGGCUCUUCGAGCAGAUGACGGAGGACGACGGGCUCGAGCCCGAAGCGCUAACCUACAGUCACCUCAUCCACGGAUACAGCCAGGUUAGAAAAGAAGGAGAGGCGGUGCGACUGCUGGAGGAGAUGGCCGUCAAGGGCCUACAGCCCGAACGAAAGACCCUUUCCAGCAUGAUAGUCGCGCACUCCUGGGGCUCCAUAGAAGACAUGCGGAGAGUGUCGAAGGAGAUGCAGGAGAAGGGGUGGACGCCCACGCGACGGGCGAAUUCGGCCAUGAUCGGGGCCCUCUGGCGAGCUGAGGAUUGGGAGGGGAUUUUAGAUACGACAAGAGCAAUGCUGGAGGCCGGGCAGACGAUGACGGAGGCCGGCCUGGUGGUGGCCAUCAAGGCCGCCACUAACGUGGGCAACGCCGGCUUCGCCAGGGAGCUCUUGCUGAUCCACGGCAAGAACAAGCACCGCCCGCAAGAGCAGCUCUACGUCUUGGUCAUGGUGGCCUUAAGAAACGCCUCCCAGCACGAAGAAUGCCUGGCCUGUUGGAGAGAGCUGGUGCUGCUCGAUGGCCUCGGGGACGUUAAGCUCGACGGCAGGACGUACAACCUUGCCCUGAUGUCUGCGGUGAAGACAGAGCGUUGGGACGAGAUGGAGACUAUUCUCGACAUGAUGCAGGUACAAGCGGUAGAGCCGACGGUAGCCACGUGGCGGAGCAUAGUAGACGUGUGGAACGCGGAGGAGACGGGCGACGAGGGGCGUCUCGAUCAGAUCUUCGGGGAAAUGGUCAGGAGAGAGUGGCGGCCGGACAGAGCCGUGCGGCUGCACGUGGCCAUGGCUUACGCGAGGUGCAGGGCGUGGGUCAAGGCGAUGGCUUGGUUCGACCCCGCGCUGACAGAGGACAGUAAGCUUGGUCCAAGCGAGACAGAGCUCCUGGUAAUGUCGCUGGCGGGGUUGGAGAGGUACGGGGAGGUGAAGGAGGUUUGGACGCGCAACACAAACUCCAAGGCAAGACGCGAGCGUAUUUCGGCCGGCGGUGUUGCUGAAGAUGGCCGAGGCCGCGCGGGAGCUGGACGACCCGGACUGGGCUUUGGAGUUGCACUCUGUGGCGUCGUCGGGGACGGGGGUCGUCCCCCCGCGCUUGUGGCAGGACGUGGUGAGGGUGCUGACGAAAGCCGGGAGGCUGGAAGAAGCUGCGGUUGUGUUGCAGCAAGCGAGACCGCGAGAUUGCGCGCCCUUGGAAACACCGAUAACUCGGGAGGUCAUCUUGAGCGCGUUUGGCGACCUCGCGCAUCCCGCUGGGGUGUCGGCGUUUGUCGAACAGCUUCGCGCGGCGCACACCUCCCAAGCUUGGGACUGGAGAAGGCUUCUCCGGCGGGGGCGGAGGAAGGGGCGCCGCCGUUUGCGGCGGAGGGGGGGGGAUCAUGACCCUGGAAAUCACGGCGAGCGUCAUCUGGCCUUUUCGGCGAGCCACCGCUGCUGUGCUUAGAUGCCAGCAGUGUGUUCCUGCCCUUGAAGCAAGCCAUUGGAAGGCGCGCCUAGACCCCACAUUUGUCUUCUUCUAUGAUUUUGCCCCUUUGAGGGGUGGGUGGCGGUUGGCUAGACGUCGCUUGUGUGGUCAAGAGCGUGCAGCGAGAAUUUCUAGCGAGACGUAAGGGGUUCUUGUCUGUUGCUUCAUUUCCCGCUGUUUGUCGCAGUUACGGCGGCCGUUCGUUGGGGCGGUGGAAGGGCAUGUCUUCACCUUGUGAUCUACAAGUACGUUUGUACAACCGUUAAGUUUAAGAGCGAUGUCGUCGCAGAAAGGGCGUCGCAGCAAGGGCGUCGCAGCAAGGGCGUGGCGUUCUUCGCAAGGGGGGGGGUUAGGCAUGAAAAAUCCCUUUUUGUCAACGCGUUCUUAGCUCUCCCAGUAGAUGUCAAAGUCAGUGAAGAGACGCCCACCAAAGAGGGCAGACGCAGGGGGAUGUUGUCAAAUCCUGUGUGCGCCCCGAGUUUUUGUAAAUGCAGACCUUUGUUUGCCGGCCGUGCAGGCCAGCUUUGUGUCGUGUUCGUGCUCGUCCCGCGAAGGGCUUACACCUGCGUGAAACGUUUACAUGUGCUGUUUUGAAAUUUGCUGUGCCGACAGUUUCGCAUCUAGACUGUGUACGCAAGAUGCCUUUGCAACGGUGUACCUUGUCUCUUUGAUUUGCUGGGCAAACUGUUGGCCCGGUUUUGUCUCAAGCAGUGAGCGACCAUGGUAAUUU